Molecule: messenger RNA, 2470 nt
Organism: Anneissia japonica
Lineage: Eukaryota; Metazoa; Echinodermata; Crinoidea; Comatulida; Comatulidae
Exons: 6
Coding region: 302-2455 (717 amino acids)
Source: RefSeq, a predicted model, not a curated record
UGUUUUUGUUUCGUACGUGUGUGUUCUGUGGUGUGUCGACGAUGCGAUUUGAUUGAUUAUUGGGGACAAAAGAGUCUCUUUUUGCCAGUGUACAACAUUUAUUUCAUGUUGAGUGAGCUUAGAAUACUGAUGUUCUACUGUUGCUCUUGGAUCUCAGAUGGAAAGCAAGUGACUUAGACGCUCGCUUUAGUAACUAUCGUUAUUGUCUAUACUGUUGAAGUUGAUCUUUAAACAAUAAGCAAAGUUGAUUUUGCUUUGCUAAUUGUGCGAACACCAGCUGCAUACCGGGCCAGGUUACAAGAUGUCCGGUCGUACUAAAUCCAAAAAGAAAUCGUUUCUCUCAAAGUUCCCAUCAUUCCGUAAGAAGAAGUCAUCUUCGUUAUCCCCAGAUAAAGAUGCUAAUGCAAAUCCCCAGAUUCCACCCCACCCUGACUUUGCCACUGAUGAUAACGAUACCUUCACUCAACCGACAACACUAAAUUUAAAUACUCAGGAAAUAACGCGAGUUGAUAAUCCUAAUUUCAAGGUUCCGCCGGUUCCUGCAGCAUAUCCAAGCACAACUUCGCAAACUGCAAAACGUCCCAAUGCUACGGAUGAAUAUCAGGUCGGAUCUGUCGCUAAGCGUCUGAAUAGUAAAAGCAAAGAAAAUGGGUUGGAAUAUUCUGACACGGACUGUACCAUUAUUGUGAAUGCAUCACUACAGAGUGGGCAAACAGGAAAUACGAAUCAAGAUUUACGAUCUGCGUUUUUUGGAACCACAUCCUCUAGUAGUGGAGUACGGGAGAAUGGUGAAAUUUUAAAUGAUUCGUCGAGCAAAGCGACUGUAAAUACUGACCUACAAAAAACGUUCCAAACAUCACUUGACAUUUCAGCCCCUGUGGUUUCAUCAGAUAAGAAUAUUGCUUCAAAUAAACAAUCUGUUGUUACAGAGCCGCAUACUGUUGAUCAUGUGUUGUGUCUUGAGAAGGAAACGUAUAACAAAGAUCCUUGGCAACAUAAGAGCGACAUUGGAAGUUCUGAAAAAAAUAAAAACACUGUUUGGCUUUCAAAAGGCAAUACCGUAAAGUCACCCAGCUGUCAAGAUACUCCACAUUCCAUGAGGGGAAAAGUAUCUAGUAAAACACCCUCACCCUCUCUGUCGCAGAAUGAAACAUUCGUCAAAGAUUAUCCAGUACUUGAUCCAUUAAACACAAGCGCAAUAUCUGUUAGCAAAGACUCGCAUAAUUUGAACAAUACUUACUUAUUAGACAAAGAACUCGAAAACAAAAAUAGAUCAAAUUACCCUGUUAAUACGGCUCACGAAGUCGGCGUUACUGGGAAGGGAGAUGCUUGUUCGCAAGCUGCCUACAAAGCUCUGAAAAAAACUGAUUUGAAUAUUGAGGAAAUUGAAUUACAGAAACCUUCUAUAGGAAGUUCAGCUCAGCAAAGUCAAGCUAGUUUGAACAAAACAUUCGAGAGCAGUCGUACGAUAACCACAGGUCAGGAGAGGCUCACACAGCCGUCUCCACAAGUCAGUAACAACCAGGUCCGUAAAGCCCGUUAUGAAUCUCAGAGCCAAUCUGAUUCGAGCCAGACCAGUGCAUCGCAUCUAAGCUCUGCCAGCACAGUCCCAACGCAGUCCACCCCGGCUAAAGAAAUGCCUCUGUCCUCGGUGCGUCAUCCGCAGCUUAGCGCCGUCAAAGGGCUGUUUCGCUCAAUGUCGGUUGAGUCAACUGAGAUGGAUUCGCUUGCGUCCGAUGAUCUUAUGUGCGAUUCACGUUUUAUGGAUGAUGAGAUGAUAGGUUUUGAUGAGGAAUCCUUCCUGAACGGCAUGGCGGAUGGUCCAAAGAGCUCAAUUUUACAAACAAGGCUUGCACGUUAUGGCAGAAUAAGAUCACAGAGCUUUGAAGUGUCUUCAAAGAAUGAAGAGAGGGUUGUAGACUCUCGAAGGCUUCGUAGUAUCACCAUGGGAGCUUCACCGCCCUCUAAAGUUUAUGACUCAGCGCAGGGUGGUACUAUUCCUGAAGAGCCUCGCGCAAAAGCCAACUUCAAUGAAAGAUCAAAGGAGAACCAUGUAGGAAUAGGUAGGCUUAACAGAAGUCUCCAUCUUAACCUGCCGUCUCAGCUUUCCUUCGCCUCGGAUGAGGAGGUUACCAUGGAUGCCAAUACAUUCCGUCACUUGAUGCAGGACAUGACAAACAUGAAAACGAUGCUAUUCAAGUUGAAACGAGUUAUUCAGGAUAAUAAUAAUGCUAUGACUGGAAGCUUACCGACAAGUCCAAUCACCGCCUGCAACCCCUUGUUAGCUCAAGAUAACAUCCUAGUAGAUCUAACUCAGGAAAAUGUGCAACUGAAAACAGAAUUAAAUGCAAUGAAGAAACAGAUUGAAGAGACGGACAAGACGGUUACUAGGCUACAUGAAGAACUCGUAAGAGGAGUAUUUAAGUUCUUAUUGUUAUUGUAUAAAUUGUUUUAGUGUUAUUGUUUGUAU